CCAGAAUCCGGAAGCUCCCACCCGCGCGCGCUUCCAAUCCCUCCACCACCAACCCGAGAUAAUCCACCGGCGCACCAUGCUGCCGAUGUCCACCGCUGCCGCCGCCGCGGGCGUGUCCUCCAUUCUCCAUACGACGCCCUCUCCGGCUCUCUCCUUCCUCAAAACGCUCCCACAAAUCAGGCGCUCAGCGGGCGCCGCUUCGCGACUCGUCGUCGCGCGGGCCGCCGCCUCGGGCGCGCGCGGUGGCGGCGAAGGCGGCGCCGAGACGGUGUUCUUCGACGGCGGAGCCCACUACGGCGACCUCGCGGCGAACCUGCUCCUGGGGCUGACCCUGCUGUGGCUGCCGCUGACGCUGGCGGCCGUGUCCCGCGCGUUCAUCCUGCGGUACCGCUUCACCUCCAGCCGCGUGACUGUCGUCUCCGGGCUGUCCGGCGCCGACCGCACCGACUUCCCUUACUCCUCCGUGACGUCCGUGGUCGUCGUGCCGCGGUUCAUCGGCGAGUGGGGCGACAUCAUCAUCACCCUCAAGGACGGCACCAAGGUCGACCUCAGGAGCGUACCCAGGUUCCGCGAGGUCGCCGACUACUGCCGCAGCAUGGCCGCCGCGGAGGGCUCCCUCGCCAGCCAGUGAGCGGUGAGGUGAGGGCAACGAGGCUGUUCAGAAUCGGAGGGGAUUUCCAAUGUCUUCUGCUUUGUUCUUGUCUAUCUGCAAUGCAAAUGUAUCGUCAUCUCGAGUACGAAAAAGUAAUGCUUGAUGGUUCCUUCGAGUUGCAUA
Molecule: messenger RNA, 775 nt
Organism: Phragmites australis (common reed)
Lineage: Eukaryota; Viridiplantae; Streptophyta; Magnoliopsida; Poales; Poaceae
Exons: 1
Coding region: 77-631 (184 amino acids)
Source: RefSeq, a predicted model, not a curated record